Molecule: messenger RNA, 4908 nt
Organism: Ostertagia ostertagi
Lineage: Eukaryota; Metazoa; Nematoda; Chromadorea; Rhabditida; Trichostrongylidae
Source: the annotation of a GenBank genome assembly
AUGACGCCAAAUGACGUCAUCGUUCUACUAACGAUGAGGGCUAUCCGUCUGGCAAAUUCGAAAUUUUACUCUGAAUCACAUCGUGCUCCGGCGCGUCGUCCCGUUCUCAUAAUCGUCGGAAGCUCUUACAAAAGCGGCGGAUACAACGACCCCACGCAAGCAGCUGGCGAAUUCCGUGAAGAUGGAGGCACAAUCAUCACCAUCGGUAGCGCUAAGGCGCUCCUCAAGGCUGUGCUGUACCUUCAGGGGGACAAAGCGAUGCUUCAAACUGAAGGGCUCCGUCGCGCGGAGCUUAUCUUAUGCACCGAUGAUAGAAGUGCGAAACAACGACUGCUCGCUUCUUGCAAACGUAUGCUCACUAGAAAUCUUAACAAGAUAGAUACGCUCAUUACUCGCUUCAAAAAUGAGCAACUUGAAAAUGUUAAGUGGGAAGAGGAGGAAAUUUCCCCAUGCUUCGCUACAAAUAGUCGUAGAAGGUUAGAGGAGGGAUUAGGGGCGCUUGAGGCCUACAUAUCCAAAAUCGAAACUCUUCUUCAUGACUAUACUUCUUUGAUGGAGGAAACAGAAGCACCUUCGGAGAAGGAGUCCAAAGACUUCGAAGACUAUUCGGCUAAAGCGGAAUUGAUUCUGGGUAAUGCCAUGGAUUACACAGUACUGCUACAGGCGAGACUACGGGCCUUGAAAGGCGACAUACUCGCACAGCAUCACUCGGUCGGAAGUCGUCCGGAGCCAGCUGACCAAAGGAUAUUACUAGAACAACUUCAAGUCAUUACGGAACAACUCCAAAUGAAAGGUGAGUACGUCGAUAGCCAGUGGUUCGUCAAGCAAGUAUUGACCAAGUUCACUGUCGACGUACAGCGCAAAGUAUUAGAGAGGAAGCAAAUCUCUAGAGGAGAUAGGAUUCUCGACAUGGAAACGUUAUACAGGCUUUUGGAUGAAGUAAUAGCCAAUGAAGAAACAGUGGCGUUAUACACCAAGAAAGCGGUACAACCUUCAGAAUCACGUUCGGAGAGAAAACCGAAGCUGUUGGUCUUGAAUUCGCGUGUCUCGUGCAUGUACUGUGCUGGCGAUCACAAGUCAUCAGCACAACAGGAACCUCGCAAUAGCAAAGGAGUGGUCGCCAACGCUGGAAAAAGGGUACCCGGGUUAGCAGCAACCAAAAAAGUAAACCAUUUCGUGGAAGAGAAGUUAGAUCAAGAAGAGACCUCAGUUUUAGAAUUACAAUCUAGUCAAGAAAGCUUGAAUGCGCAAGAACGAAGGACCAGUAAGGUGUUGUUAGAGGUUUGGGAUAACGAGGGAAAGCCCCUUACGCUGACAUUACUUACAAGCGAGGUUCUGACAAGAGCAUGUUCACCACCUCCAUUGCUAGAAGAGGACCUGGAAUUUAUCAGCUCGUCGGGCAUUGAGGUCAAUCUGAAGCAGAACGGCGCUAACCCUACAGUCCCCCAAGUUCUCUUAGGAUGUGAUCAGUUGUGGCCAUUAAUGUGCGAAAGAGAACAGCAUAUCCAGCUACCAUCUGGACUUCACAUUGUUGCUACUCGGCUAGGGCACUUACUGAGUGGACAAAUACAGUCAACGAGACAAUCGCAGCAGAAACAACGGAAAAAUCCAAUCGAAGAUUGGGAAGCGGUAAGCUCAGUCAGCACACAGAGGUUCCCCUUCAAUGUAAUCAAAAGAAUCGUUGCACGUGUGAUUCGCUUUAUCAGGAUUCUAGCAAUGCGCGUAAGCCAACGACACAGAACCCCUAUGAAGCUCUCGGUCAUAUUCUGUGAACUUGCCCCGAACACAACCCUUGCGGAGCGUUCCGAAGCUAGUGAGUCACGUUAUCAUUUCAGACCUCGGAGACCGGUCAAUUACAGAGAAGCAGACGUAUCACACUCGUAUGUUGGCUCGCUUAUGAUUACUACUAUGGUGGCGCUAUCGAUGGUAAGUAGUAAUGUGGCUGCGGAUAAAGACACCACUCACUUUCCUAACUCAAGCACGCAUUUUGUUCGAUGUUUACAAGGUGGAGUUGAACUUUUUUCUCCAGACCAAGUUCCCUACGAAGUUUGUGCAGAAGAUUUUUGCACAGCUAUUUGGAAUCCUCGGGUGGAAGAAAAGGUCAAGUUUCCCGCAGCUGUCGCCUUGCAAGAACACACGGUUCAGUGGAAAUUCCUUCAAGGCUCAUCAAUCACGGUUAUAGAAACUAUAUGCCCACCUGCACCAUUUUGUGAAAACGUAGACUGCACCUUUUGCGCUGCUCUACUCUUCAACCCAGAUUGUUGGCCGAUGGGAGCAAUCAUGGUAGCCACACUGAUGAGUUAUUUCCUCAUAACAGGUUGUUAUGUCUUCCUUUAUGUACCAGUCAUAAUGGGACGCCCCUUCCGCAUUUUGUCAUGUGGGCUAAUCAGUAUAGUACGAGGUAUCAUCAAAGGAUUCAUCAGACUAUUCAACCGGAAAGGAGACGGCUGGGCUGGAAAAGGGAAAACGGACAUAUCACUGUUAUUAGCGAUACUUGGGCUAAUAAUAACACCAACAAUAGAAUGUUGUCAGCUCGUGAACGUAUUCCCUCACCAAUCCGAGGUCUGCAGGGAAAGCCAAGGGAAGCAGGGCUGUGCGAUUCAGUUGUCUGAGGUAUUGAAAAUUAACCCGUUUAAAAGGGAAGCGUGUUUAGAGCUUAUGCGCAAUGGAACAGCGGUCCAUCGAAUUCGCGUUUCUUGGAUGAAUCUGCGCUUGAUAUGUGAGCGCGAAACGGAACUAUUCACGCGAGAUACGGUAACUCAUAUCGAUGCCUCUAGACAGCGGACGAACUCUUUUGUUGUAGACGUGAAACCAAACAUACCCAUCAAAUUGGACGCCAUUACGCUUACAUUGAGUUCAGUUACUAUACCGCCAAUACCACUUUUAAGCACACGAUUCAUUUCGGAUGGUACAAGUAUGGCAUUAUGGAAUCCUAGUACGAUCCCACCUCUGCAGUGCGACAGCGAAGUGGCAGCCCAGGACCUCUCAUGUGAUGUAGUGGAAGAUUGCGCUUGCUAUCCGGCUGAGACAAAAGCCAAUUGUAGGUGCAAAAAUGUCAAUAUUUCAGAGUGGUUCCAGAAGGUAGAAAAUCAUUUGCCCAUAAUACUCCCUGCUCUGAGUUUCAGAAGAAACAACAAGGAAUUGCAAGCCCUUGUGUCAACAAUGACUACAGCAGAGAUCAUCCUUAACAUACAAGAUCAACUGCAAACAAGGCUUUCGGUGCAGGAGAUGUUGUGCACCGGAGACAGUAGAGAAAUCUCAGAUUUUCAUUGGCCAGAUUUUCUCCACAUCGCUGGCGUAUUUUGGCAAUGGUACAAAACAUUGCUAUUAUCAGUCGGCCUCCUGUGCGCAUUACUAGCGAGCACAUACCUUUACAUCUCCACUUGUGGAUUGCGGUGCCUAUGGCUAGCCAUACGCUCAACAGCAAGGAGCAUGACUUCGGAAGCAGAAGGAGAUAUGACUCCUAUGGCGCUCUUAUAUGGGAACGGAUACCCCACGGAAGAUCAAUUGGAAACGGACCUAAUGAAUGUUCUGCAAGCUUUCCAUCAACAGAUUGAUGUGGCCGCAACGCUAACAUUGCAGUGGAAUCAUGUGUGUCAGUAUGGAAGUUUCAGCGACAUCCCCGUACAUCAAGUUAUUCAAGUCGGCGCCUAUUUGCGUAAUGCCAUGGUCACUAAAGAGAAACUGUUGCGCCUAGGAACUCGCUAUUUGUUAUCGGACUUGUUAUACGAUCGUACGUGGCUAGAAAACAGACUUCCAUAUGACGUGCGUGGAACCGAGGUAAUGCUGAUGAUGGACAGGCAGGCGAUAUCGCUCAGCAAGAGCAUCGCAGAGAUGGAGUUGUGGAUGAGAGAAACAGAGCAACGAGCUAUUGCGAAUGGAAAUGAAAGUUUGCUGACGCGCGCCUCAGUGAUUGAGAUAGUGCAGGAAGAACUGAGAAGAAGAGAAUCGAACAAUGAUUCAAAUGCCACUCUCAAGGAGCUUAAAGAGAAGUUAAGAAGACAGGAGAUCGAAAUGGUCCAGCUGAUUGAAAAAAUCGAUGCUAUGGAACAAGCUCAGCAACCCGCAGAUGUGCCAAAGAGAAAACUUAUUGUUGAAGAAGAGGAUGGAUCAAAGGUUUUGCAAGUUCAGGUUGACAACAACACUGAAGAGGGCGCUCUAAAUCAAGAUUCUCUAGAAGAAACCGAUGACUGCGAAUAUUUUCUGAGGAUGCUACAAGAAGUGGCAGACGGAAGCCCCUCACCCCCACCGCCGAGCGAAAACACACUGCCGAACGAAAACACGCCUACGAAAAAGACAAAGCACAACGAUGAAAAGGAUUCAGAGGAAGAAGAAGCGCUGAGAUGGAAGCUCGAGCGUAUGCUCAACGACAUCAAAUACUACCCAAGUAGACGUUUGGGUGAAUGGUCGUACGGAAUAGACCCAUGGAUUAGAUGUGCAUUUUGCGAUGCGGUAGCUAAACAUUUUAGCGAUUCUUGCCCCCAUGUUUCACGCGGAAAAGACAGACUACGCAUUCUCCAGCGAAAAGGGCUUUGCACGCAUUGUUUGCAAUUCUGCACAAAUAGUUAUGAAUGCCGAUCGCAUAGUAGACCUUGUUGGUACUGCCAAAAGAUCAAGGGAAACAGUUUCUGGGAGAUGCUACCGAGUGACGAGGAUGGCUUUCAACUUGAAAAUGUUAAGUGGGAAGAGGAGGAAAUUUCCCCAUGCUUCGCUACAAAUAGUCGUAGAAGGUUAGAGGAGGGAUUAGGGGCGCUUGAGGCCUACAUAUCCAAAAUCGAAACUCUUCUUCAUGACUAUACUUCUUUGAUGGAGGAAACAGAAGCACCUUCGGAGAAGGAGUCCAAAGACUUCGAAGACUAUUCGGCUAAAGCGGAAUUGAUUCUGGAGAUAGAUCAAGGACAAUUUUGA